AUGGCGUGCGUGCAGUUACAGUCAACAGUUAACGUGUCUAAAAGGAACGCUUCUAACAGUUUUGAAGAGCUGAAUCUGUUAUAUCCAAAAGGACGUGAAGAUGAUAUCAAAAAGAAAAAAAGAAAAGGACCUAUUGGCUCUCAUAUGUUUUAUUCCGAGUUCUAUAAAAACCUGAAAACAACUCAUGAUCAAGACGAUGAGAUCUAUUCUGAUAGCGAUGAAAGUGAAUGCGAAAAUGAGUUAUUAUUUCUUUUGUUAAGAGACUAA
Molecule: messenger RNA, 267 nt
Organism: Acanthoscelides obtectus
Lineage: Eukaryota; Metazoa; Arthropoda; Insecta; Coleoptera; Chrysomelidae
Source: the annotation of a GenBank genome assembly